AUGGACAGUUCCAAGGGAUCCCGCCAUGAUCUCGCCGUGGCAGGAGUCAUGAUUCACAUAAUUUGUGAUGCUGCAAAUAACUUCGGUGUUAUAAUUGCAGCCUUGGUAAUCUGGCUCGCUCGCUAUGGUGGGAGGUUUUACGCGGAUCCUGCAGUGAGUAUGGGUAUAGCAGUUACGCUCUUCUUGUCAUCUUUGCCUCUGAUCAAAGAUACUGGCCUUAUACUCCUCCAAAGCGCUCCAGACGAGGUCAACCUCGAUGACGUGAAGCAUGACUUGGAACAGAUACCGGCCGUUCUUGGUGUCCAUGAACUUCACAUCUGGCGCUUGAAUCAGAGGAAGUGUCUUGCCUCCGCACAUAUUGUCUUGUCCGAUGAUGAUCAAGUCGAUUUUAAGGAAAUAGCCAAGACUAUCAAUGAAUGUUUUCAUGCAUAUGAAAUCCAUUCAGCUACACUUCAACCAGAGGUUAUCGGAAGGAGGCUAAGUCCCGAAACGGCAGGGCCUUUGGAAGAAGGAAAGGUAAACAAAACAACUGACAAAGAUAGAGCAAGACCAAAUCUCGAAGGCGUAAUCGAACAGUGCCAAAUCGGCUGUGGAACGGCGUGUGUGGAUUUCUAUUGUUGCCAGUGA
Molecule: messenger RNA, 627 nt
Organism: Monascus purpureus
Lineage: Eukaryota; Fungi; Ascomycota; Eurotiomycetes; Eurotiales; Aspergillaceae
Source: the annotation of a GenBank genome assembly